AUGACAGCAAUAGAUGUCCCUUGGUUGUCAACUCCACGCAGAGACAAUUCGCAUGGCACGCGCAGUAACUCGUCGUGCCAACCAUCCUGUACACAGAGGAUUGCCGUACCAAUAUCCCCGGACGCGGUUAAAUACCCAUUGGCAGUGUUUUGCUUCGCCUGGGCGGUGACAUUAGGGGCUUAUCUAGAUUCUCAGGAGCUCGUCAUUGGGUUUGCAUUCCAUGGCUGGGAUGGGGACACCAGCAUCCCGAGCGCAGGCACAUGUCGUAUCCGGAUUCGGCCCGAACAGGAGAUUCUCCCUGCCUUGGAUGAGGUUGUAGCCGAUGGCGACAAAGGGCUAAGAUCGUGGGUGGCCCAGGGAGCAGGCAGUGAGACUGAUAUCGCUAUCCAGAGGAAGGAGGUGGGCGAUAGUCUUCAUCCUGCAGUGCAUGGCGACGAAAAGCUGUCGCCCGAGAUAAUCAUCACCCCGAGUGGCAACCAAGGACCCUACCAUGUUCAAGGGAGGUUCGAUCCACAUAUUGUGGCCCCUGCACUCGCACACAUGAUGCUCCAUCAAUUCGCGUUUGCGGUGCAGGGCAUAGUCAGAGGCCAGAGCAGCAUUGCGUCCAGUCAGGUAAAGGACCUUCAGGCGAUCAGCCCCGACGGCAUGGCGCAGUUAAUGCGAUGGAACCGGCAAUCUGCGGCGGAAGAAGACGGUGCAUGCGUUCAGGAUUUAAUCCAAAGAACAUGCCAACAGCAGCCGCACGCCAUGGCCGUCUGCGCCUGGGAUGGCUCGUGGAGUUAUCAGGAGCUGGACUGCCAGGCGUCUCAUCUGGCGUCUCAGCUCUGCGAUCACGGCAUUGAACCGGAAAAGUUCGUGGGACUCCUCUUUGAAAAGUCCAAAUGGACCACCGUGGCCAUAUUAGCCGUACUCAAGGCCGGCGGGGCAUUCGUGCUCCUUGAUCCCACCCAGCCAGCGGCAUACCUGUCGGCCAUCUGCACCAUGACGAGGACCGCGCUCCUGCUAUGCUCCUCUCACAAUCAGCGUCUCGCGGCAGAGCUGAGGCAGACGACCAUUCAAGUGCCCCGGGAUCCGUACCACGGAGCCAUGCCCACCAGCGACUUUCGGCGACAGUCGUCCCCUGCAGUCCAGCCCCAUCACACCCUGUACGCAUGCUUCACCUCUGGGUCGACGGGGCGGCCGAAAGGGUUCAUCAUCGACCAUGUGGCAUUCAACAGCGGUCUGCAGACGUACGCUCACGCAACCGGCUUGGGAUGCGAUUCCCGGGUCUUCCAGUUUGCGUCGUAUAGCUUUGCACCCAGUAUCACGGAUCAACUCGCCUCACUCAUUGUGGGGGCUUCGAUAUGCGUGCCGGCCGAGGAAGAGCUGCAAAACGAUGUUGAAGGUUCCAUUUCCCAGCUGCAGGCGACCUGGCUAAAGUUGACCCCCUCCGUGGCCCGGACCUUGGAUCCCGGACGACUCCCUUGCGUCAAAACCCUAAUUCUAGUGGGCGAGGAGGCUCAAGUCUCCGACGUCGCCGCAUGGCAAGAUCAUGGAAUCACGGUCCUGGGACUGUACGGCCAGUCGGAGAAUGCCAAGGGCACGAUGGUCUCGCGCAAGAGUAGUGAAGAUGCAGACCCCGGCAAUAUCGGCUCUCCAUUCUGCGCCGUGGGGUGGGUUGUCGACCCCGAUGACUAUCACCGCCUCAUGCCCAUCGGCGCGACGGGGGAGCUCCUCCUAGAAAGCCCAUGUCUUUGCCGCGGAUAUAUUGACAACGAGGACGAGACGAAGCUAGCCUUCGUGUCGAAGCCAUCCUGGCUCACCCAGGUUCGGGGGCAGGGCACCGCACAACCCCUUUUGCGCACGGGAGACAUCGUCCGAUACAAUUGCGUCGACGGCACGUUCUGCCUCGUUGGCCGCAAGGGAAACCGGGUCAAACUUCGAGGCCAGCGCCUGGAGCUCGCUCAGGUGGAACAUCAUCUUCGCUCCUGUUUGUCGAGCACACACCCCGUUCUGGCUGAUGUCGUACAGCCAGCGAACGAGAACGGCCGGGACCCGAUGCUGGUCGCAUUCGUUCCGUGGGCGGACAGCCAGUCGGCCGCGGAUGCGACGGACGGCUUCUUUGCGCCACCCACGAAGGAUUUUCAGACCCAAGCCCGUGCGGUCCUUGGGAGGUUGCGGCAUCUUCUGCCCUCGUUCAUGGUCCCCAGCACCCUUUUGGCCGUGCGUACCAUACCACGGACGGGCACGGGAAAGAUUCACCGGCGACGCCUGCAGGAGGCGGCAUCGAUGCUUUCCCGGAAGCAGCUGAUGGCGUACAUCUCGCCGUUCAUCCCAUACCGGGCGCCAGAGACAGAGCUGGAGAGGAAGCUGCAGCGGGCCUGUGGCCGGUUGUUGAAUAUCGAAGCCGACCAGAUCAGCAUGCAGGACAACUUCUUCGAUCUUGGCGGUAACUCGCUCACAGCAAGGCAGCUUGUGGCGGUAGCGCGCGCAGAAGGCCUACAGGUCAGUGUUGCGCAGAUAUUCCAACAGCCCACCCUGGCUGGACUCGCACAAACCCACAGGCACCCAGUCCGACGCGCUGAAGUUCCUCGCAGCAGCCAUGACCCAGACCCGUUCGGCCGGGUUCGGGACGAUGUUCGUCGGGAAGGUCUGCCACAUAUCGCGCGUGGCAACAUUGAGGAUGCACUGCCUGUACUCUAUACGCAAAUGACCACGGCCCGAGAUCAUUGCGUUGAUUUCUUCCCGCUGCGCGUCAUCGGCGGCCAGCUAGAUCCCGAGCAACUUCGUCUGGCAUGGACUCGGGUCAUCCAAGCCUUCCCCAUUCUACGGACGGUGUUCCCCCGAUUCCGGGGCCGCUUUAUCCAGCUUGUUGUCCGGGAUAUCGGAGACUCAAACUUUUACCGAGUCGUCGAAGCUCCAUCCGGCCAGACGGCCGAGGAGUGGGCAAGGGCCCUCUGUACGGAGGCAAUCCAAUUCCGAUGCCCAGUCGACCGGCCUGUAGCCCAGCUGACGCUCAUCCAGGCAGCCGGCUCGAGUGCACUCGUCCUGCGGCUCUGUCACGCCCAGUAUGACGGCUCCUGUCUGGAACAUCUCGUCCGAAGUCUGAUGAUGGCUUACCAUGGCCGGCCUCUUGUGGUCGAAUCGGACUUCCAAGCGUACACCCGCACAUGCCUCCGGCUUCGCAUCCCGGAGGUGCUCGACUUCUGGCGCCGCUUCCUGGCCGGUUCAUCACCGACGCAGCUCGCGUCGUCAAUGACAGGCGAUCGCGAGGCGGCGCGGAAGAUCAAUCGGUCGUUCUUCCGGCGCGAGGUCAACAGCCUGGCCGCCCCGGCGGGGUUCACUCUUGCGACCGUCGUCAAGGCGGCCUGGUCAUGGGUGCUGAGGAACGAAACCCGAUCCGAGGACGUCGUAUUCGGCCAGCUCGUAAGCUGCCGUGGCAGUGUGCCUCUUCCCCAUGCCGACACCAUCAUCGGCCCAUGCAUGAACAUCAUCCCCGUCCGGGUGGGACGCGACUUACUCGGCGCCGUGCAAGCCCAGCAUGCGCAAACCAUGGAGUUCGACAUGAUCGGGAUGGACGAGAUCGUCAGACAUUGUACCUCGUGGCCGGCGGGGACCGAGCCGGACUCGAUCAUAAUCCAUGAGAACUUCCAUGUGGACUGGGAGGUUCACGACGGAGGGGUGACCAUUCAGAAGAUCGCCGCGGUGUUCAACCAGCAGCCAUCGUCAUUGACCUUUCUGAUAACGAUUCCGACAGAAACAGGCUUGAUCGCAGUCCUCAUGGCCCCCGCAAACAUGAGCAGCACGCAUGCAGACCGCGUUCUUGAUCUGUUUUGCAACACAUUAACCCGCCUUGCUUGGUCGCCAGCUGCUGUAUUACGGCGAUCCGAGUGA
Aspergillus fumigatus Af293 is the source of this 3873-nucleotide messenger RNA. It is a transcript of the gene nrps6, whose product is annotated as putative nonribosomal peptide synthase. Gene Ontology annotation, cellular component: cytoplasm. NCBI's taxonomy places the organism in Eukaryota, Fungi, Ascomycota, Eurotiomycetes, Eurotiales, Aspergillaceae. Gene Ontology annotation, biological process: amino acid activation for nonribosomal peptide biosynthetic process; secondary metabolite biosynthetic process. The record is from RefSeq and is a predicted model, not a curated record. Gene Ontology annotation, molecular function: catalytic activity; phosphopantetheine binding.